Molecule: messenger RNA, 903 nt
Organism: Fusarium oxysporum Fo47
Lineage: Eukaryota; Fungi; Ascomycota; Sordariomycetes; Hypocreales; Nectriaceae
Product: zinc finger CCCH domain-containing RNA-binding protein
Exons: 3
Coding region: 69-698 (209 amino acids)
Biological process (GO): mRNA splicing, via spliceosome
Cellular component (GO): spliceosomal complex; U2AF complex
Molecular function (GO): pre-mRNA 3'-splice site binding; metal ion binding
Source: RefSeq, a predicted model, not a curated record
AAUCCUUCUUCAAGUCUUCAUCAACUUGCUGUUGCCUCAUUAGUCUACUGUCCACCAGAACCGCAACAAUGGCCAAUUUUCUUGCCUCAAUCUUCGGUACAGAGCUUGACAAGGUCAACUGCUCUUUCUACUUCAAAAUCGGUGCUUGUCGUCAUGGCGAUCGCUGCUCGCGAAAACACGUCAAGCCUUCCUACAGUCAGACGAUCCUGAUGCCCAACCUCUAUCAGAAUCCGGCGUACGAUCCCAAAAACCGAAUGAAUCCUUCUCAACUACAGAAUCACUUCGACGCCUUCUACGAGGAUAUCUGGUGUGAGCUUUGCAAAUACGGCGAACUGGAGGAGCUUGUUGUUUGUGACAACAACAAUGAUCACUUGAUCGGCAACGUCUACGCCCGCUUCAAGUACGAAGAGUCAGCCCAGAAGGCUUGCGAUGAGCUUAACAGUCGAUGGUAUGCUGCGCGCCCGAUAUACUGCGAAUUAAGUCCUGUUACCGACUUCCGCGAGGCUUGUUGCCGACUUAACUCUGGAGAAGGUUGUGUUCGAGGAGGCUUCUGCAACUUCAUCCACCGAAAGAACCCUAGCGAAGAACUCGAUCGCGAUCUGACUCUAAGCACAAAGAAGUGGCUAAAGGAGCGUGGUCGCGAUGAGAAGAGCGCGUCUCGCUCACCUACACCUGAACCCACAAGACGUCGCUACUAGCGGCUUGUAUACUGGUACUGAGUGGUGAAGGGCCUUCGAUGGGAAGAAAUGCAAUACGGAUGGCACGGUCACGGCGUUAUAGGGGCUGGGGUUUUGUUCUAAUAGUUUUUAUGGAAGGAUUCUUGGGCGAUUCAACCAUUAUGGAUACCCCUCCUUUCAUCAAAUAUAUCUCAAAAAGAAUAUUGCAGUAGUCACCUGGCGGAGG